GCGAGUGGUUGUGAGUCGGAGAGCCCCAAAGGUAGGCCUCGACCACACCCUUGGCUGAUGUCGUUGGAGCAUGUGGCUCUAUUUGUUGAGUUUUGGAGCCGUUUGUCGUGAUUUUGCCGUCUUGAGUUACCGCAUUAUUUAUUUUAAUUUCAUUAUUAUCUAGAAUAGUGUUGAGUUUUGUGAUUCGUCGUCCACGAGAGGUUCCUGAUGUCAUACCCAGGCGAGUCAUCCCAGAGACUUGUGUGGUCUUAAAAAUUCAUUUUUUCAACAAUUAAAUGAAAUAUAUGAUAUUCUUUUUCACAUAGAAAUUAUGGCGUAUGUUGCAAUGGCUUAUUCCUAUAUUUUCUUAUCUCAUAAACAUGAGUCACCAUUCACAUCAGAAACUGAAAAAGUAGCAAUUGCAUUUGCUCGAAGAAAUAUACAAUAUUUAAGUUUAGUACAAUCAGCAAUGAGAAAUGCUUCGAGAGAAAUUUAUCAAUGUGAUCCACCAAAACAUAUUCGCAAUGAAACAUUUGUUGAGUUCAGUCAUCUUUUUCAAAAAAUUUUUAUUAAUGAAAUUCAAGUAUUACCAUCUGAAACAUGCUCAAUAAGUUGCAAUGAAAUUAAUUCUAAUAACAUUUUCCGGUGUUAUUCUUGGAAAUCUUUAUCUAAACUAAAUACUUAUUGUCCGAAACGAUAUUGUCGUGGUAUUAUGCGUGAUUGUUCAUGGGUUGGAUCAUCGACACUUUGUGAAUUUCCAAGUGAAUUCCCAAGACGCUAUCAGUGGAUUGAAAGCGCAAACGGACAAUAUGCACCGCGCGAAAAAUGUCGAGGAAAAGAAAUAAGGGUCGACCAUUCAAUGAGUGGUCUUUACCGUUGUUCUAAUUGUCUUUGUCAAUGUGUAGAAGAACGAGCAAAUUCAACUUCUCUUCGUGCAUUAAGUUUAAGACCUCAAUUUUCCGAUAUUUCAAAAAACAUGGUAGUGACAGGCGUCAGGUUUGUUUUAAAAAAUAGAAUGAUUCAUAUUCAAAUACAACAAGGACAGCUUAUAAAAGACGGUGAAAUUAAUAGCACAACCACUGAAUGGGUAGAACUUGAAAAUUUCAAGUACGUUGAUAGUGAAAAUGCUUUUUAUAAAUUAGAUCAAAGUGGUCCAUUACUUAUGGAAGAAGGCAUAGAUUAUUCGUUUAUCGGUUCAAAACAAAACAUAUUAUUUAUUGAUGACAUAAUAGGACCGUUAGAAACUCUUGUCACUGGAGUCAGGUUAAAUCAUUCAUUCCCACAAUGGCCUGGUGAAGUUAAUACCAGUCCAAUUCAAAUUGAAGUUUUUAUUUCACACUAUAUAUAUGAGGCUGGAAAACUUGAUUUAGAUUCAUUUCCAUCAAUGUGGGUAACGACUAAAAAUAUGCCCAAUCCGCCGACUUGGUACAACCGAGAUAGAACAGAGAUAAAAUUGGUGAUGCCAGAUGACCCCACAAAGUCCUUUGAUAAUUAUCCAAAUACAGAAAGUAAUCAAUAUAUUGAAUUUCGUGAAACAGAUAUUUGGAAAGAUGCUGGUCAAACAACAAUUCCAUUGUUUGAUAUUCAACCGGUUACAUCGCCAAUCAGGCCUUUAGAUGGUAUUGGUAUCAUUCAUAGAAAUAGUAAUAAUAAUGGAGGUUUUAUUAGCUUGAAAAUAUUCACAGUAAAUUGUACUCUGCACAUCAGAGUUAUAGAUAAAUCGGACACACAAUAUCACAAGAGUGUUUCUAAUCCUUUUACAUUAUUAAGUAAGGCAUUAAAAUUUUAUGAAAUAUAAAAUUGAAUUAAGAAAAAGUA
Microplitis demolitor is the source of this 1797-nucleotide messenger RNA. RefSeq lists its product as uncharacterized. The record is from RefSeq and is a predicted model, not a curated record. The transcript is spliced from 7 exons. Lineage: Eukaryota; Metazoa; Arthropoda; Insecta; Hymenoptera; Braconidae. The coding region runs from base 311 to 1777 and encodes 488 amino acids.